UCUCUUCCGCCUACUCCCCCACCUCCCUCCUCCAAUCGCUUCAUAGCAAGCGCAAAAAACAUUGGCUUCGAGGGAGACAGCCCUUGUGAUUUAUUACUUUUUCUCUGGUAUUCGAUUUCGUUUUCUCUCUCUCUCUCUCUCUCUCUGCUCUAGAGAGUGAAAGAGUGUACAUAUAUUGGGGAGAUUUGAUUGAAUUGCUCAGUCAAGAAUUAUUUUUCGGGAUGAUGAAUUGGCACGUGCUCUGUAUAAUCGAAAUACUUGUGAGAUGAAUUGUUUUAUUGCAGACCGAUCAAUCGAACUUUUGAUCGUGAGUCAUGUUGUAAAGCCAGGCGUUGUAAAUAAUUUUUUUAUUGCACCAUAUUAGUAUAGAUAAGGAGAUGUGCAAUUAAAGUCGAUAAAGUCCACCGCGAAUUCCAGUAUCUUCACGUUCGAGGCAGAUAUGCUUGCGAGAUAGCAUCAUUACCAACAUUUUUCACAGCGUAACAACAUUAAUUAAAACGCCGCACUAUAAGCGAGAUUAUAAUUAAACUCGCCCUUGACCAUCGCCACGCCACAAUCGACGACAUCGCGGAGAUGCAUAUAAUACUACCGCCAAGAACGUCGCGUGGGCGUUUUGAUAAUAAGGACGUCAGGCGGAUAAAGUGUUCUAUAUAGCGCUAUGGCGCUUCUCUCCUCGCUAUCGGACCGUUUCCGCCUUUGUAAUCGAAGCCCCGCGCAUAGUGUAUACAGCUCGCCCGAGAGGCUUUUCUUUCGCGAAGCACUUUUGUGCAGCCGUUUAUCAAUAUCGGGUAGCUGGUAUAGAAUACAAUGACUGCGCACGUGGUUCGAUUUAAAUGGGAUUUCUUGCGAGCUUUGUUUGAGAUAUUCAUAGUAGAAUGUUUUGUUCGGUAGCGGGUAUGUCCUAUCUCGCGAGUUUUUUCUCCUUUCUUUUGCAGAAUUUAUUUUUACCAAAGAACGAGGUAUUCGCGCUGUAUAGAAAACAGUAGAGAUGGAUAUCUCACUGCGAAUGUUCUAUUGUCUUGGCAUAAUUGAUAAGAUGACAAAGCUUGAUUUUUGCUCGUUUCUCAUCAAGUUCUCUGUCGUAAUUAAGCAAAAAAGGAGACUUUCUUUACAGCGUCGUUCGAUUAUCUCUCUCUAAUCCAGAAAGUGACUUUCCGAAGAAGACGCCGACCUCAAUUUCCAAGUCCCAAACGACAGAACGAGAAAAACUCGUUGCACUUUCCAGCGUUCGUGGGAGAAAAAAACCUUCGCUAUUCGCCAUCGGGAGUCUUACUCUUUCUUUCCGAGACUUUCCCUGUCGCUUGAUCCUCGUCUGAGCGUGUUUAUUGUGUUGCGAUUUUUUGCCCGCUUUAAUGGUCUUCUUUCGCCUGAAAAGCUUUCGAGUAAACAACGCGCGCGAUAGGUGGAAACGCGUCGCUACCGACAUCCUUUCUAUUUUCAUAGAACUUUGUAAGCCGAGCUUGGGAGGCGCGAGAUUUGAAAAGUUAUUAUUCGUUUCACUUUUUUUAUUAACAAUCAGAGAAAAACUUAACGUUUCAAACGUUCGUUCACUCAUUGCAUCACUACGCUUACUUCUACGUCUCUGUAAUAUUUCACAAUCUUACGCAGACGAUAAAUCACGCAAGCAAUCAGCGCCUUACAUACCUCAGAGCUUGCAAGCUCCACCGCCGGGGAAAAAUUUCGCAAUCGAAAAACAACCAAAAACGCAAAUUUCUCCCAAAUUCUUUCAUCCUCUUCCCACUUUACUCUGUUCUAUCCGCCACAUUCCCUCUGUUCCUCUUUUCCUCCUUUCUCACUCUCUCUCUCUCUCUCUCUCUCUCUCUCUCUCUCUCUCUCUCUCUCUCUCUCUCUCUCUCUCUCUCUUUCUCUCUGAAAAUAGCCUCGACUCGCGCACACACAGACACAUACCGCGUCCGCCUUUUCGGGUCUCUCUCGCGCGUUCGCAAUAGUUAGUCUACGAGUCGAGAAGCCGAGAGAAGCUCGCCAGCUACGUGGAACAUCUCGCGCGAUAGAUCGCGAUCGUUAAAAAGAGAGAAAGAGACAGAAAGAGAGACGAGAGAUACAGGGCGCGUCCGCUUGGUAUGACGACGCUUCGAGUGCUUCGAUCUCUCGAGCUGCGAAAAAGUGACGUACCGAAAGACGAGCAAACAGAGGAGUCAAGGUUUCGUCUUUUAUAGCAGUGCAGGACUUUCGGGGACGUGUUUUUGUUGCUCCUCGAAUAAUGACGCGACUAUAGUACUGGCCGCACGCGAGACUGAAAGCCGUGUCAUUUUCUUUUAUCGAUGUUUAAGUAGUGAGUUGUGAAGCUAGAAAUACUCCGCCGAUCGACGAAAUCGGCAGACAGCGAUAAUCGAAUGCUAUUCAGCAAACGCAAGAAACUAGAAGCACAGCAGUAGUGAAAAUAGCUCAUCCACUCUUUCUCUCCAUCGUUCGCGUGUCGUGGGUGGAGAAGGCUUGAAUUACCGAAAGAUUCAACAAACUCUUACGGCUCGUUUAAUCCCCGCAGCGAAACGGAGCGCGAAAAGCCAACGCACAGAGAUACAGACACAGACAAAUACACACUUGUACAGAUGAGCAUACCUGCUACAGUCAUCGGCUGGUGUGGGCUGGCCCGAAACUCGGCCGAUUAUGAAAAAGCAGCAGCAACAGCAGCAGCAGCUCCGCAACUUCCAGGUAUUCUGGGGCGACGGCGCUCCAAAUUUACGUCGCGCUAAUUAUACACCACCGGCAACGACGACGAGCAAGACGACGAGAGCGCGACUCGAGUUCUCGGCGUGUUGUGUCGGUUUGUUGCUCCGUAAGUUGCGAAGUGGCCACUUUGCUCCGCGAUCGUCGUCCAACUGCUGAUAGAGGCUUUAAGAGAGUUUUUGCUGCGCUGAUUGUACGAGAGGUACAAAAGCGUGUACCGAGUGUGAUUCUCACUUGAUCGGAGCCAAGAGGAGUCGUGUUGCUGUUUAAUUCGAGAAGAUUUCGAGGAAAUUAAGCGAUCCGAUCACGAAGGUGCUUAAUUGAGACGCUACCGUUGCUGGAUCUGGGAUCCGGCCGUCUGCUUGGCUAAUUUUGUAUAGUUGAAGGAGAGGUGCGCAUUUAUCCCCGGAAAACCGAGUGAUCUUAGUGCUGAUAGUUUGUAGAAGAUUUUCAUUUACUUUGUUGCUGACUGAAGUUCUCGGAUUUCACUUACUACAGAGUAGUAAGCUCAGAGAUUCGACGAUUUAUCCAAAGUGCGAAGGAGCUACAUUGAGUCGUAAAGUGAAGUAACCGCAAAGUAGGACACGCAUCUUCACCGUCUGACCCGAUUUCGCGACUUCUUCUCUGUCUCUAUUAGUGCACGUUCAGUGAAUCUCACACAGUAGUCGACAAAUAAGGUACCUAAAGUAAGCAUCCGAUGACGUACACGCCACGAGUCCAGAACUAAGCUCGUCCCGCAUUCCACAACACGAUGGUUCCGCAGCUCGUAAGCAGGAGGUGACGAGCGGCAUGUACGGCCGAGAGAGCAGCAGCGACCCUCCCUCCUCCUCCACUGGCAUCAAUGCUGGCAGAUCAGGCGCCAACGCACCCUGGUCCGUCCGCGCCGAGUUCACGAUACGUCGUGGUGACGAGGACGACGAAAACGUCAUACCUAUCGAGACGAGCAGCCGUAGCGCGACUAUCGCCCCCACGACCGAGUCCACCGGCGUCAGGAUGACCUAUAGCUUCACGCCCAGCCACACGCCACCCUACUGCACCAGUCCUCCCUCGACUAUGGCGCCACCUGCUACCUACGGUUUUCAAAGAGGCAACCUGGUUUUCACCUCUACACCGCCUACCAGGUCGCUCCUACCUGUCAGGUCGAACACCAUACCUAGAACCGCCUACACGCAUCACACCGUUCAACAGCAACAGCGACAGCAGUUUCUCUACCCCAGAGUAAUGACAAACUAUUCCGAUUCGGGCUACACCAGCGAGCAGGUGUCGUCUCAGUCACACACGAGCCUGCCGUCCAGUGACAAACGCUGCAAGAGCACCUGCAGUAUCGUCCUGUCUAGCGCGAGCAGAAUCACCAACCUGAAACCAUACCAACCACCACCACAACCACAGACACAAGUGGCCUAUCCUAGGCCCUGGUCUACUUACUACCAGCGUAACCAGGCACAGCAGCAACCUCAAGCGAGACCAUGCUGCAGGUUCAGUACGGUUCCAGAGGUUUGCGAGGACUGCGCGGAGGCCGCUAGUGGUAUCAGGCCGUUCGCUACGCACUUCUGCACAAGGUUGGCGGACAGGGGGACGGCGACGUUAGGGCAAAUCGGCAAAGUGGCCAGUAUGACAGUGAGCAAGGACGCGGCAUCGCAGACGACUGACAUCGAGGCUCAGAAUUCGCCGGUGGCGCAGCGCAGGAAGGUUCGCAGGAAACCCACAGGCGCCGGGGCUCUCGUCGGUUCUUCUGGAAGGGACGAGCUAAAGAAUAACAAUUUUGGUCGGCUCUCGAGAACGCCAGCCAGCACGAAGAGCCCUACGCCCCCGGCGUCAUCGGAGCCCGUGAUAUCCGACUCAUCCAGUAACACGACCGCAAACACGAGGGACGACAAUAGCGAAAAACGAAAGCGCACCGUGCACAUCGACGUUUACUGCACGGGCACCGACGACGACCCCAACGACGGUACCUCGUCAUCCUCCAGUAGUAAUAGUAGCAGUGAGGACGACGAGAACGACAACGUGACAGAGACAACGGUCUUCGAGGGCACGAACGUGCACAUCACCCACACCCAGGCGAAGAGCAAUGUCCUGCCCAGAGGAUUCCAGGACGAAAAGGCUUUUCUGAAACGCGCCACCGAGAGGAAGUGCGAGAGUUUUAAGUACGCACCUAUGAGGAUGCCGUCGCUUACCAGUUCCAAAGGAUAUGACAGCGACGAUGUCCUCAGCUCGCUCUAUCCAUCGCAGUUCAGUUCUUACAGUAGGUUAAGGGACUUUGAGUCGUCCGUUCCCUGGUCCGCAGCGUCGUCCAGGUCUGGUAUCACGAUGGACGAGUACGACUCCGCCUCGGCGACAUCCUGGAAGGACACAGUAUCCGACAUAGAGUCCCUGAUCAACAGUAAAGCCAGUAUUACGCCCUGUGACAGUUUCGAGUACGCUGACUCUGUAGAUAGAGAGAGGAUUCGAAGAUUGGAAGCGACAUUGACCAAGAAGUUCAGCGGAGGAACGAAGGUGAUCAAGGGAAAGAACUGGCGCUCGCCGCAGAUCGAACGAAAGCAUUUACUGCAAGGGAAGAUGAUGAAGGACUACAUGGAGAAACAUCCACCGGUAGGCUGGUCCUCCGACAGCAGUCUCGGAGGCGGAUCUUCCUCGGAAUCCAACGACGAAGAAGAAGCUGUUGGCUGGAGCUUUGUAUCCAGCGAGGAGAACACGAGCAUAGUCAAGGGCAAGCUGACCUUGCCGGCAGUCAGCGGUGGCACUACUCUCGUUGAGCAGACGACAACGAUGACAACAACGAGUCAGAUUACCUCUGCAGUGACGACAGACCAGGAGACCAGCCAAGCUGAACUGAUCAGGGAAGUGAAGACGACUAUAUUCAGGGACAGGAUAGGCCCGUUUGGCUCGACCAGUCCUUCUGAAACGCCGUCGAAACUCCAAUCGAGGGUUACCUCACCAUUCACCACACCUCAGGGCGAGAAAACGGAUCACAUACUCAAGGCUUCAAUUUUCGGAAGGGUCGUCAGUACUUUUAGGAAACCUGGUCACCAUGUAGGGCCAGCCAAGAAUCCCGCCUGCUCCUGUGAGCAUUGCAGGAGGUACUUUGAGGACGCUGCUAGAGGGCGCUCGCGCUCGCUCGACACCGUCGAGCGAAGAAACGAAUCUAGAGCGCCCAGCGUAACGAAAUAAUACUUUUAGAGAUAAAGAGGUCGUUUGGUGCUUUUUCUGAAACGAAUUUACGAUGGAAAACGAAGGAGACGUUGGGAUUAUUUACGAGCGUCAUGGAACACUGAUAGCAGACUGUUGGACUAUAGAAUUUGUUGCUUAUUAAUUUUUGUAAUAGUACAACCAUUGUUAUAGGUUUAUAUUUCAGAAUUUAUCGUUGAUGAUUAUCAUAACUUUUAUUCUUUAGAAAGGAGUAAAUUAAGUUUAAGACAACGACAUGAAACAUUCUGUAGCGUGUUCAAGAUUAUUUACGAUAGUGCUUAAAUUACUCUGAUGAAAGAGGAGUCACAAGUUCUUUGCGAUAGACUCGAUACGCAUUUCUCUUUAACAUAAUUUUUUAAACCGCAUCUUCAUGUUCCACUACUAAAUAUUUUAAUGACUUCAUCACGAACCGAAUAAAAGACUUACGACUGAAACUGUUUAUGCAUAAAAAGCGACGAAGUUAACUGUAUGCCUUAUUAAAUAAUUAGGUCACAUGUGGUUACGAGAAGUAGCGAUUUUUAUACGACACGAUGUUGACAUGUGAAAUAAUGUUUAUGAGAUUUAUAUUAAAAGAAUAAUAUAUUGAUUUACAUCUUAGCUUUAUACAUCUUGUUAUACGAUAAUACGAUUCCCCCUAUUUAAUAAUAAUUUUUAACGAAACUAGAUCGAUACACUGUACUUAAGUAUAAGAAAUGUACUAAACAUUCUGCUUUGUAAUUGUAAGCAUUUAUAAAUAAUUAUUGUAAUAAAUCAUCCUUGUUUACCUCGAUUAUCAAUUAUUAAUUUAUUCUCUACCUUCCUCAAAUUAUCAUUUCAUUUAAUCUCAGCUCAGCUACAAUACCAGAGAAAAAGUAAAUCCUUUAAAACACACAUAAGCAAUUCUAAUAAAUAAUUUGAAAAAUUA
Messenger RNA from Nasonia vitripennis (jewel wasp), 6778 nucleotides. RefSeq names its product serine-rich adhesin for platelets. Bases 3478 to 5856 code for a protein of 792 amino acids. The record is from RefSeq and is a predicted model, not a curated record. NCBI's taxonomy places the organism in Eukaryota, Metazoa, Arthropoda, Insecta, Hymenoptera, Pteromalidae. The transcript is spliced from 2 exons.